AUGAUUCCCCCUUGCGACCCCUCCAUUCUGGAACACAAUCCCCAAUUCAAACGACUUUAUGAGAAUCUCACGACUAAUUUAUUGAAUCCCGAUGGGUCAAGUCGUGCCAAGGCAGACCCAGCCCGGGAGGCCAUUGUGGAGGACUUGAAGUCAUGUCAAGUAAGGAGCGCGAAGAAGAGAAUCAAAGAGCGUACACUCAGGCAGCUGGCGUUUGCGUCCGACAGCGAGCUUCGUGAUGAGUGCCAUGAGAACCUUGCCAUAAUAUCGAUCUACCUUGAUACUCCUCGAGCAGCCAUUGAGUCCGAAACUCCCGCACAAGAACCUCAAGAUGUGAAGCAAGCAGAAGGACAAGACGACAUCCUGUCCCUUCUUUCCCACGAAUUCGAGACUUUCUACUCCAACAUUCCCACCUUUAUCCAACAAUUCUCCCAAAUCCUCUCCAGUGCACUUCACGACCUUCGUACAAUAGCAGCGAUAUCUACCGAUGACCCCGCAGCCAUUGAACCGGAGCCAGAAUCUAAAACAUCACGCACCCUUCCCGCCCUAGCCCGAUCCUCCUCAAACCACCACUCUCGCGCCCGCGCUCGAGACCGCCGUGUCAGAACGUCAAUGGCUCCUGUUCCGCCUCUGUCUACUAUACUUCGGGCUCGAGUCCAGGCUCUCCGCGAUAUUCAGCUAUCCGAACUACCUUUAGCGCGGCGCCAAAUGGCCGCGGCGGCUGCAGAGGUAAUCUCAGUACAGGCUCGGGUACUAGAGCGGACGAUUGUUCUUCUGGAGCGGGUUAAGCACGGAGCUCUGGCAAGGGCAACAAGGGCACGAGCUGAUCAUUUGGCCAUUGUGGCGCAGGGGGUUGAGGGAAAAUUAGAGGUCACUAAGCUUGAAAUCGCAGCUACGCUAUACACACCCGAGACACUGUCUGCACUUGGUCGAUAUAAGCAACACCUUUGUGAGACGAGAGUGCGGCUUGAUGAGCGGAGUGAGAUAGCCACUGAAGAGUUGAGACGUUACGGAGAUGUUGAGGGUGCGACCUCUGAGUCUGGCAAUAUAGACCGGAGUAGCACUCUGGCGGAAAUUGCGCGAAGAUACGGAGUCCUUGCUAAGGAGGUCGAAGGGGUGAAAAUGGAGAUUGCUAGGCUGGGCGAAUAG
Penicillium verhagenii is the source of this 1146-nucleotide messenger RNA. RefSeq lists its product as uncharacterized. The coding region runs from base 1 to 1146 and encodes 381 amino acids. The record is from RefSeq and is a predicted model, not a curated record. Lineage: Eukaryota; Fungi; Ascomycota; Eurotiomycetes; Eurotiales; Aspergillaceae. The transcript has 4 exons.